AUGGCAAAACCCCAGGACGGUGGAGGGGAUAAGGAUGACGACAAUAAGGGGCGUGUGAUGCUGCUGACGAUUCCUAGUUGGGGUGAUCCUUCGACCGAGUAUCGCGUGUCACUUCGUAGUCGUCCUGCCUUGUGGUCCAAGUUCGCCAAGUUUUUGGGGAGUCAGAGGCAGACCAAAGAGACAAAGAAAGUAGUAAGUACACAGUGUAGUGAUCAUCCUUCCAAGGAAGACCUGGAAUAUCUCCAGAAGCGUCAGUCGAUUGCUCUAUUGCAAGAGCAGUGUUUUGGCUCGGUGGCAUCGGACUACAGCGACGAUGACGCAAGUCUCCUAAGCUACCAUUAUCACCAAGGUACUGUCAACAUCAACACUACUACUAAUAGUUCCACGAAGAAUGGGGCUGGUGAUGUCCACCCUAUUCAGUACGUGUCAGUGCCUCGUCAUUUGGAAAGCAAUCUGAGCCUGGAAGAAUGCUGGGCCGAGACGGCAAGUCUGACGCCCUCUUGCAAAACGCCCAACAAUGCGGAAUUUGAUAUUGAGUUGGAAUUGGCAUCCAUUCAGGCACUGAGGACACGAGACGACGAAACCACGGAUUCGGAAAAGCAACUCCUCGAACAACUCGUACUGUCGUCUCGAAAGAAACGAGCAUUCGUCGGCCAAGAGGAAGAAGACGAUACCACGGAAGAGGACGAAGACUUUGCCUUGUCACCCAGUCCUUUUCUGCAAUUAGACCUUAGCAAGAAUAAGAUCAAGACGAAAACUCAGAGCAACGGAGAAGACACAGACGACGCUCACCAAGAAGCAAUCACUCUACCAUCCCCCGCCACGAACAAGAGUGACGAUCCAGCAAAUCAAGAUCAACCCGACUCCGGUUCACCGCCCCAUCAUCAUCAAAUCCCCCUUACACUCCAACGACGUGGCGUCACCACACCCCAAUUCCAGAAUGUCUUUCAAGAGUUCAUGUACUACUAUCGCUGGGUCGUGGCCGAUAUGCGGGCCCAGGACCAUCUCUUUCGCCAUGAUCAUACAGCCCAUGUACAGGAUCCAACAAAUAAUACGAAUGAACACAUCGUCACGUACUUUCAGCAAACGGAACGCGACGCAAACAAUGGACCCAUUUGCAAUCUAUUGCAAGAAUUUUGGUAUUACUAUCCCAUGGCCAUUGAAAAGUCCAUGGAUCAGUUGGGUCGAUGA
Molecule: messenger RNA, 1191 nt
Organism: Seminavis robusta
Lineage: Eukaryota; Bacillariophyta; Bacillariophyceae; Naviculales; Naviculaceae
Source: the annotation of a GenBank genome assembly